AUGGAUCUUCCUUGGCGUGGGGAGCAAGAUCCUCAGGCUAUAGAUAGUCCCCAAGGAACCAAGAAAGUCUCCAUUUGUGUUGAUAUUGAUAAUGACAACAAGUUGAAGAAACAUAGCUUGGAAGCCGAGAAGCGACUCAAAAAGGUGGACCAACAUUAUAUCCACACAAGCCACAAGUACACAGAAACAAGAUCACAAUGGGAGAGCUUAUAUGAUGAGAAAAGACGCGCUGUCAAUCGCUGUUCCUCGGCUGCAGCUUUCAUUGACUGGUGCAACAAGCUGGUAGAUAAAUUGCAGAAGGCUCUUGAAAAGCUACCUACAACAGAAACAACAACAGAAGAAACCAUUGAUCAUAACAUGCAAUUCUCGAUGUUCAAAAGCGGUAAAACCUCAGCACAAGAAAACAUGAUGAUAUUUCGGCAGAAAGCAGAAUGCCAGAAACUGAACAGUGAAGUAAUAGGUGUUUUCAAAGAUACCGACGAUCAGCUCUACUACGUUCAACGAAAAAUGCCAAGGAUCGACAGCAGAAAAGCUGUACACGGUCUUCUAAAAAAAGUUUGUAACUCAACUAAUCAUGAGAGUUUGAGAAAAUCUGUGGAGCUGGAAAUAAAAGUUCUGAAGAAGCUGAUUAGAGAACUUUAAAAAGACUGGGAAGAAAAACUGCAUGUAAAGCAAUACGCAACGAAUAUACAUAAAGAUUUCACACAAAAGGUGAAGCGUCUAGAGGAGAAACGCGAACACUUAUCGGGACAGUGGGACGAUGAAAGGAAAGCCAUGCUCGGGAUGAAGAAAAAGAAUGAUAGGAGGAUAGGUACAUAUCCAGAAGCGAAAUAA
Messenger RNA from Eutrema salsugineum, 834 nucleotides. RefSeq lists its product as uncharacterized. The transcript has 7 exons. The record is from RefSeq and is a predicted model, not a curated record. NCBI's taxonomy places the organism in Eukaryota, Viridiplantae, Streptophyta, Magnoliopsida, Brassicales, Brassicaceae.